This is a messenger RNA of Bursaphelenchus okinawaensis, 2522 nucleotides long. Lineage: Eukaryota; Metazoa; Nematoda; Chromadorea; Rhabditida; Aphelenchoididae. The record is from the annotation of a GenBank genome assembly.
AUGUCCAGACUCGUUCACCUGAGGGCGGAUCCCCCAUCUCGAGGUAUCCGCAACAACACCUUGUUGUUGUUGGCUCCAAAACCUGUUGGCGAAAGUGGAGCACGGAAGCAGGUCGACCUCGGGGGGCCCGGGGCCCUAAUCUUCACCUUCCCACGUCCACUCCUUGUCAUUGAAUGGUGACUCAGUAAGCGUCGUUUCCAUGUUAUUGAGGUUUCGUUGACGCGAUUUGUUACCUAAUUUGGUCCAAAAAGAACUCUCGGUAUCGAAAGGUCUGGGGGUGCUCAUAGCUUUGGCUCUUGAAUAGGCGUUGUGUUAACUCGUGUUAUUCUACAUAUUAUUAUCGUUCUACACCUCAAUAAUCAUUUAUACUUCAAUAGCUGUCUUAUGUCUUGUUUUCAUAAUGUCGUUUUGUGACCACGUCGCUACCGUAACCCUGAUGUCCGACGAGAAAAGCAGCAAAGUCGGACAUUCUCUUCAGGAAGAGGGCUUUAUCCUGAUUCAACAAAGAGAAAAAAGCUCGAACGCCUCGGGUUACUCGGCGGAGGGAUGAGGGAACUUGGAGGCGGUCCCUCACCGUGGCGGCUUCAUACCAUUGCUGAGAUGGGCCUCUUGAGUUAAGGGGUGAUCGGAGAACGGUCAUCCGCCCGAGUUAAAGGUUUAUUAUGUCAUUGCUUUUUGUUGUACUACUUUUACGAUAGGUUACCGUGUUUUUACAUUUAGAUACUGUACUUUUCACAUUUGAAAUUUUAAUAACGUGAUUUACCGUGUCUUAAAGUUCUUUUACCUUCCUUAAUGUAUAAAUGUUUAGAAAAAUGAACCAGCCCAACCUGGAUCAUUCUCAAAUGGAGAUCUUGUUCAAGAUUCUGGCGGCCCGGCCAUUCGCCAACUUAAAUCCCUUGGCCUUGAAAGACUUUAACGUUGGCCGACAAAACUUGCCCUUCAACUGUUCAUCUCCAUUCCUAAACCCACUACCGUUAAAUCUACCGAUCUCAGCUGCCACUUCAUCUACUCCGAUCUCAAACUUCACCCCCAAGAUCAAACGACGGAUCAGGAACUCAGGCCCGGCCAACAAAACGGCCGAAGUUUGGAAGUUUUUCACGGAAGUCGCGGAUCGUCAAGCUGCAACUUGCAACAUUUGCACCAAGGAAAUCAAGGCUACGAACAGCAGGUACGGUCGAUUUUACAGUCGUUUUUAAUUUUUUUGCUUUUUACGCUUGAAUUUAUUCAAGUUUAUAUUUUUCUUAUAUUAACUUGAUUUUGAAAUUUGAAACACAAUAAUUAAUAUUAAUCAUCUUCAGUACGACUGGAAUGAUCAGGCAUCUAAAGAGUUGUCAUCGCAAAGAACAUGUCAUCCUUCAAGAAGCUCGAGAUCGUCAGUCUCAAUUGAAGCUCAACAACAGCCAGAAGUUCACGGUGCAGUCGCCUUCAGAUGAACUCCUACUCGACCAGUCGGAGAACUGUACGAAGCAGAUCCAGGAGAUUCUGAAGACCAAGUUUGAGCAUUCGUCGUCGUUUUCACCUUCAUCUACUGCUUCCAGUGCCAACGCUACAGUAGCCAGUUCAACGUCAUUCGUCAAAGAGUCCAUACCUAAUGAUUCUGGCCUAGAUCUGAGUGAAACCAGGUCAGAAGACCAAAGUUCGGUGUGUGCAUCGACUGCCAACUCCGAGCUCUUCAGCUUUAACAUGGGAGAGUAUACGAAGCAAUUGCUACAGAAGAACGAUGACAACGCCAAGGUGUUGUUUGAGAGUUCUGAAGCCAUCAAAGAAGAGGAAAUCGAGAAUGAAGUCAAAGACGAGAUCCAUGAAGCAGAACCUGAAGUCAAGAAGGAGCAGGGCGAAGAGUUCAGGACGCUCACUAAUCAUGUAAGUUUACAUCUAUCAGUCUUUCCAAAAAGAAUGUACUUGCCCUAGUGAUAUUAUUUUCUGGAACAACCAGUAUGAUAUUUUUAUUUUUUAAAAAAAAUUUAAUCAUAAUGUUAAUUUUGGUACUCUUAUGAAAGUUUCUUAUUUAACGUUUAUAGAUUGCCAUGAUGAUUGUUAUCGGAAAGCUGCCAGAGAAAAUCGUCGAAAACCAAGCCUUCCGAGCCUUGAUUUCAUACCUAAAGCCAGAAUACGUGAUGCCAACGCUUCUGGAGUUCCAAGAAAAGUUCUUGCCGGUUUUGAGAAACUAUGUCGAGAAGUUCUACGCCAACAAGUAAGUCCUACCUACAGUUAUGUGAACUUUUGCCAGUAAUAUUUUAUUAUCAGCAAAAUAACUGAUAUUCUAAAUACUUUUUGACCGAGUUCUCUUUUUAAAAAAUCAUUUUUUUAUAUACUAAAUGAUUUUAAAUUUCAGUCAAACUGUCAACUGGCCAAUCUCACCGUCGACUACAGUGGAAAGCGGCUUCGAAGAGUUUGAGAAUUCAGAAGCCGUCGCCGCUCAGAAUCGCUCCCUCAACAUGUCGUUCUUCAGCCCGCCAAUCACGAGGCCCAAGAAGGAGGACGACGCCUCAUCUUCAGUAGAAUCUUUCCAUUGUAUCUGA